Messenger RNA from Leptosomus discolor (cuckoo roller), 2883 nucleotides. The record is from RefSeq and is a predicted model, not a curated record. NCBI's taxonomy places the organism in Eukaryota, Metazoa, Chordata, Aves, Leptosomiformes, Leptosomidae.
UAUCUGGUGACAAUUGAAGAAAAAAGCAAAGCAACUUUCCUAAGAGCAUAUGUGAACUGGAGAUGCAUGUCUGCAGGGAGUUCUCGUGUUUGUGUUCGGAUGAUUGGUCACAAGAUGGAAGAGUCAUACAGUGAAGCCUUAAAAGAACAGAUGUCGAUUGUGGAAAUGCCACUUUCAGAUCCUCCGCUGUGCAUUUCAUGUUGUCCUGUAAAUGGAGAUCUUCUUGUGGGCUGCAAAAAUAAACUAGUCAUGUUCUGUUUGAAAUACCUGGUCAUAAACCAGAAUUUGACUGUGUUAGACUUUGAACGCUCCUUAAUUUUACACAUUGAUAACCUGAUUCCAAAAAUUGCAUUUUGUGCCAGACAUAUAGCCAUAACAACAGAGCUGGAUGUUCUGAUCCUGCAAUUAGAACUGAUCCAGCAAAGUGCAGGCAGGACAGAGCAGUGUGCACAUGGAGCUAGUAAACUAGAAAAGCCUGUGGGUGGAGGUGUGAAAGAUGAAGGCUCUUCAGCACAUACUUUGCAGCUUGAAUUAGAUGAGUUCAUCGUCUGUCAGAAGCCAGUGGAACUGCUUGGGGAAGAAAGUAAGCUCUGUGAGAUACCCGUCACACUGGAAUCCACAGAGUUACCUACAGAAGACACAAAGCGCUACCAAGUGCGGUAUCUGCUUUUCAGACGUUUCACACCCGACCAGUCGCCUUUUGGGUUUUGUGAAGAGACAAAGCUGCACUCUGUUCAACUGCUUCCUGUAUACCGGACAGGAAGUUCUGUGACAGUCCUUGAAGAAAAUGAGAACGAGAGAGAACUACUGAGUCUCUUCUGCUUUUUCUCUUUACCUCAUGUUGGAUAUCUCUACUCUGUUGGGAAGUUAGUAGAACUGAUUUCUACUUACCAAUAUUCAGAGAAGUCUGAGCAGGCAGUUCUCACUCCACAGUUCCUGCACGUCAUUACAAGCGAGAACCUGCAGUGUUUCACAGUGCGGUGCAGUGCAGCUGCAGCUCGUGAUGAGGAUCCAUAUAUUGAUACAACCGUGAAGGCUUGUCCACCUGUCACACUGGAUGUCUGCACAUUAAGAAUGCAGCUUUUUAUAGGACCAAGAGCUAUCUGUCAUUUCAAAAACCAUAUAAUUCUUUUAACUAAGGCAGACACAGAAGAUAUUACCAAAAGAAGAAAGCCUACAAGAAGAAUGAUUUCCAGAAAGGCUGACAGCAUCAAAUCCAGAACAAAUUCUGAGUCAGAGCCUGGUUGGAAUUUAUAUAUUAUAAACACUGUCUCAACCAUUCAGCUUUACAGAGAAAUGGUAGAUUAUAGUAGAACUUACGAAAAUGUAAAAACUGAGAGUUGCAUCCAUCUUCUAAGUGAGGCUCACUUACUGGUCAGAGCAGCUAUAAUGGACCCUCAUUUCCUUAAAUCAGAUGAGAAAGAAGAACUUCUAAGAGCAUUCAGAGAAAGUUGUGCCUUCUUAGGAGACUGCUACAGCAGGUUUGACACAAGGGAUUACCACCUUGCUUUGCCGUACUACAGAAUGUCAGGUUUAUCCACGACUGAAGUUUUAAAGAGAAUAGUUUCAGAAGGUGAUGAAAAGCAGACGUAUGAGAAAGGAUUUAUAUUUUACUUAACUCACUCUCUUAAUGAAGACUUAAAUGAAGAAUUGAGUAAGGAAUCAGCAAAUAAAGUUCUCCAGAUAUUCUAUCUUGCCGACCCUGUGCAGCUGCCCCAUGUCCUCUGCAGCCCCUGCAUGAGAAACGUAUGUCCUUUGACAGCUGUGGAGUAUCUUCAGAAAGUAAAAAAGAUUAUGCCAUCAGUGGUCCUGACACUUACCAAAGCUUUCAUGGCUCUGAAAAUGGGAGAUCUGGCAAUGUAUGAACAUGAGAUGGACUCCUAUAAAGAGACAAUACUGGCUUGUGGCUUCAUCGGACAACCAAAACUCUUGAGACAGCACAAGGAAGGAACUGUUACGCCAACUGAGUUUGCUGUUCACCUGAAGGAGAUGCAGCCUGGUUUGCUGGUGGCUGCCACUGUGGCCUUACAUGAGAACAGUAAAAUUGAACUGGAAGAAGCAGAUACCUUUUUCAAGAUGUUGUGUAGUAACAGUGAAAACACUAUUCCUCAGCUCUUGGUGGAUUUCUGGGAAGCUCUUCUUGUAGUGUGCUCUCAGGAAGAAAUACUUCAGGAGCUUUUACUGAGGGUUACUUCUCAGUAUGUUUGGAGAAUAUCAAAGAAACAAGUUCCUGAGACUAAGCCAUUGAAAACAACAGAGGAUCUGAUAAACUCCUGUAAUCAUUUUGGGUUGAUUUUCCCGUGGGUAACUUGCAUAAUGUCAGUGGCACCUCCAUCUGAUAAAUAUUACCAUGAAGAUAUCUCAAAACUACAGUCUCUUUUAUGUAGUCAGUCAAUCAAUAUAGCUUCAGCUCUGCCUGUCUUGGAGCCUCUGCUAGAGGCUGGUAAUAUCGGCCUCACGAUCCGUGUUCUCUGCAACACUCGUCUGGGCCAGUACGAGGAGGCCAUUGACGAGCUUCUCAAAAGGUGUCCUGAUGCAGCUGUGCCAUAUGCUCAGCAUGAGCUGAAAGGUGACAGUCAGGCUGUGUGGUGGAACAAACUGCUUCCUGAACUUUGCAAGAGAACCAGACUUAGUGGACAUGACUGCCCUGUUCUUAUUUCAUCACUGAAAGAGACUUUAUCAGUUGUUGCAAUGGAACUUGAACUAAGGGAUUUCCUCAGUCUUCUACCAGAGGAUGGAACUGCAGCAUUUUUCCUGCCACAUCUUCUUCACUGCAGCCAGAGGAAGCUGCUGACCUAAAACAAGCAAAGUCCACUCUGCACUCAACUACAAAGAAUGUGCUGGAAUAAAAAAGUAAAUGAAACAAAGAGUAGAAUUACAUAU